Molecule: messenger RNA, 639 nt
Organism: Drosophila yakuba
Lineage: Eukaryota; Metazoa; Arthropoda; Insecta; Diptera; Drosophilidae
Exons: 1
Source: RefSeq, a predicted model, not a curated record
UCCGCUUGGACUGGUAGCGCCGGUCACAGUUCUACUCAAGCUAAUCUUCCAAGAACGCAAUGCCAAGUACCACGGUAUAUUGCGUCACCAUUUCGAGAUGUUCAACUACACGGAUUCGCCGACGCAUCCUCGCACGCCUACGGUGCGGUAGUUUACCCUCGAGUUGCAGUUGGAUGCAGCUUUCAAGUAACUCUGGUUGCCGCCAAAACACGGGUGGCCCCGAUCAAGCCCGUAUCAAUUCCACGUUUGGAGCUAAACGCUGCGUUACUUCUAUCUCGAUUGCUUUCUAUUGUCAAAACAUCACUAAAAAUUCCUCUUUUCAGCACGAGCUGCUGGACAGAUUCAGAAAUUGUGCUACACUGGCUUUCAGCUCUCCCUCGACGGUGGAACACCUACGUCUGCAACCGAACUUCUGAGAUAUUGAGCGACUUUCCCGUAGCUGCUGGAACCAUGUUCGCACGGAAGACAAUCCUGCUGAUUGUGCUUCCCGAGGACUUCAUCCGUCAAAGCUUCUGGAGCAUCGACUGUGGUGGAAAGGUCCGUCCUGGCUGGCCACACCCACCUCUGAGUGGCCACCUUCUACAAGCAAGUUCAGCGUAUCUUCAAGUUUCGAUGUCAACACCGAAGAACGAGCCAUAA